CAGCCGACUCGUCAAAGGUGUCAAGAAAGGAGGAGGAACAGAAGUUGCUGCUGGAGGUGAAGAAACCUCCGAAGAGAAGGAGGAAGAAGAAGAAUACCAAGAGCGGCUGCUUUAUUUCCAGGCCUUUCUGAAGAAAAUGACUGCGGACACGAACGAAGUUGGGUAUGAAGCGAUCGAACCGAAAGACGAAGAGGUGCUCUUCGCAUAUAUAACAGGGAUACAAAAAGCAUCAAAGACAGCACAGCGCGCAGAUAUGAACAACAUGCUGGAGAUACACAUGAAGCAGUACGAGGAGCGACUCCGAAGUACAAUACGUAAGAAAAUAGAUGCUUUCCAAAGUAAAGAUUGGAAAACGUGGUGUGAUGUCGAAGGAUUGGAUCAUGGCAGAUUUAUGCAGAUGCUGCAACAGAAGUUGUCUGUUGAGUGGAACGAAGUAUUCCAAGAAAGCGUGGACCGAACUAAAGACAUCCGACACCGAAUCCUAACUCAAUUUAUGGCUCAAAAAUAUUCAUUUCUUUACAGUUCCACUCUAUCUAGAAAUUUAGACUUUGGAAAGUCCCAGGUGCAGGUAUGUUGCCUCAUCAUCAACACUUCUACUAUCUGCAUUUCUCUUCAUCACUUUCUUAGGAUUGGGAGAACUGCAGGCAAGUAGUAGAAAUGCACUUAGGAUUGUGAGCUCUAAUCAAUAUGAAGCUAUGCAUUCGGAACAGGUAUCGCAAGUCCUCAACCGAGAAGAAAACUGGCCCAAAAUUCUCUAUGAGCCGCCUCAAGCUCAAGCUGCUCCACUAGUUGAAAAUAGCUGCUCCACUGCAAGACAAUUAGUAACAGAAGCACUAGAAGAAAUAGAAAAGACGAGUGACAUCACGGACUCAGAAAUGAAAACGGCGACUAUGGGGCAACAACAUGGUGACCACACAGGCACUGGCACUCGUCCUCGUGGCAUAAUUCCCCAUGUUAGUAAUCGCAUGACGAUGUCGAUCCUUCCGCAGAGUGUGGCGCCUUUUCUUGUGGGUGGAGUAGAGAGCCCUACACCUGGUACUUUGUCGCUUCACACUAUCUUUGAUCCGAUAGCUUGGAAAACGACUGCCGAUUACUAUAGAAGGGAGCAUUAUAGAAGAAGUCAGCAUCGUGAUGAUGGUCAUGAAGAUCGGGUCCACGACCUGUUGGGUGGAGAUCAUGUUCUUCAUGAAGAUUCUGUCUCCGGUGCAGCGAGAAAAGGUCAAGAAUCUGCUCCUGCUGGUGUGCAGAAGGAGAUUGAGAGGAAGAUGACGAGUUGUAUGGAGGCCUCUCCCGCCUCUGCAACAGGAGGUGCGGAGCAAGGCUCUCCGAUUUCUAGCUUUUCAACAACACGAACAGAAACAGGAGCACUCCAACAACAUUCGAUCGACGCAAGGGGUUUUCUGGGAGAGCAUUUGCAUAUUGGAGACACCGUCUCACAGCUGGUGAAGAAAUUGGCCUUCUGUGCUGCCACUGGUAAUGGUACAUUCAAUCAGCGAAGGCACAAAUCUCCGAUUGCUUCUACCAAGGCCGUGAGGAAGAUGUCGGCUGCGCAAAGAGAGGCUCAUGACCUUGUUCGAGCACAAACUGCUUCGAGAGGCGGCAUCAAGGUAUCGAGAAGUACAAAGACCGCCCGCACUCCCCCAUUGGAUCAAACCGCCUACGUCAUAAAUGGCGCAACUAAUGGAGGAAUCGCACUGGUCUUUUCUUCCGCCGUAUCAGAAAACUGGGCAUGA
Amoebophrya sp. A25 is the source of this 1733-nucleotide messenger RNA. NCBI's taxonomy places the organism in Eukaryota, Dinophyceae, Syndiniales, Amoebophryaceae. The record is from the annotation of a GenBank genome assembly.